AACAAGCGCAAAAACUCAUCCAGAAGAAGUAAAGAAAAAACUCAAGCACUACACAACACUAUAGUGGUUGAAGAAAAAAAAAGCUAGACACUAUGAAAGAAAUCAAAACAACAAUGAGAUUUUGAAUCACUGAAUCGAAACAAAAAAAUGGAGUCAAGCGUUUUGGAAUGUAUCGGCGUUGAAAUAAUCGGCGUAAUGUCACCGGUAUCAAUCUGCAUGUUCCUCGUCGUCCUCCUCGUCUACUCCGUUUCCACCUCAUCCUCACCUGACCUCACUAUCCGCACCGCCGCAAAUCUCGUAUACGCCGAGAAUCCCUCCGACACGACGGCGCAAAAACUCGAAGGUGCUCUCCUAAACGCUGUCGUUUUCGUUAUCCUAAUCGCCAUCGUCACUUUCCUUCUCGUUCUGCUCUACUAUUACAACUGCACAUCCUUCCUCCGUCAUUACGUCCGCUUCUCCGCUUUCUUUGUUCUCGCUUCCAUGGGCGGAUCCAUCUUCCUUUCGCUGAUUCAGCGUUUCUCUAUCCCCUUAGAUUCCAUCACAUGCUUUGUUUUUCUCUUCAAUUUCACUAUCGUCGGUGUUCUCUCCAUUUUCUCUUCCGCUAUUCCGAUCAUUCUCCGGCAGUGUUAUAUGGUUUGCCUCGGUAUCAUCGUUGCCGCGUGGUUUACCAAGCUUCCUGAAUGGACGACUUGGACUUUACUUGUGGCUCUCGCUGUUUACGAUCUUGUCGCUGUUUUGGCUCCCGGUGGUCCGUUGAAGCUUCUUGUUGAUUUGGCCUCUAGCCGGAACGAGGAGCUUCCUGCUUUAAUCUAUGAAGCUCGCCCUACUGUUGCCCCGACCGGUAGGGCUGCUACAUUAGGGUUUUUGGUAGCUGGUGCUACCGAAUCGGGAUUGGGAUCGUCGUCAAUUGAGCUUCAGGUGGUCCCUACUGGGAAUGAGGGUAAUAGGAACACUCAUAGUGCUGGUGAUUCUGUUGCUGUUGUUAGGGUUGAGGAUCUUCGUAACGACGAAGGGGAAAGAUCUCCAUUGGUUGGUAAUGUUGAUCGUGAGGAGGAAAGGUCUCCACUUGUUGAGGUGAAUAGGACUGAGAGAGAAAUGGCGACGAGAGAAGCAGAAGAAGUUUCUGAGAGAGGUAUUAAGCUUGGACUUGGUGACUUUGUUUUCUACAGUGUUCUUGUGGGUAGAGCUGCAAUGUAUGAUCUCAUGACUGUCUAUGCUUGUUAUCUUGCAAUUAUAUCUGGACUUGGCUGCACUCUUAUUUUGUUGUCUGUCUGUCGUCAUGCUCUGCCUGCGCUCCCCAUUUCGAUUGCAUUGGGUGUGCUUUUCUAUUUCUUGACUAGAUUGCUAAUGGAACCGUUUAUUGUUGGGACUGCCACAAACUUGAUGAUGUUUUGAUUCUUAUGAACUGACAUUGACAAGGAAUUUUAUGAUAUGAGGUUAGGCUUUAGAUAUGUAUGUAAUAGUGCUUUUGUUGGCAAGGAAAUUUGUGAAUGGAGUUAAGAGAUAGUGCUCCACGAGUCUUAUCUCUUUUGUAGUAACAAUACUUAUUCACAUCGUCUUAUUAUUUUGAGCUGAUAGUGUAGAAUGGUCACCCAUGCCUAAUGCUGCAGAUCCUGUAAAUUUAAAAGCUAAAUUGAAUAUUACUAGUAUUAUAUUGGUCCACAA
Messenger RNA from Lathyrus oleraceus (garden pea), 1665 nucleotides. RefSeq names its product presenilin-like protein At1g08700. Gene Ontology annotation, cellular component: gamma-secretase complex; membrane. Bases 148 to 1395 code for a protein of 415 amino acids. Gene Ontology annotation, biological process: protein processing; membrane protein ectodomain proteolysis. The record is from RefSeq and is a predicted model, not a curated record. NCBI's taxonomy places the organism in Eukaryota, Viridiplantae, Streptophyta, Magnoliopsida, Fabales, Fabaceae. Gene Ontology annotation, molecular function: aspartic endopeptidase activity, intramembrane cleaving. The transcript has a single exon.